Molecule: messenger RNA, 462 nt
Organism: Darwinula stevensoni
Lineage: Eukaryota; Metazoa; Arthropoda; Ostracoda; Podocopida; Darwinulidae
Source: the annotation of a GenBank genome assembly
ACCGUGCUCGAUCUGCUUUUGCGCCACACACCAGCGGGGACUUCUACCCAAACCAUGAUCCAUUUCGCCCAAGGGGUGAAUGCCAAGAAAUUCCAGCAUUUCGACUGGGGAAGAGCGAAGAACAUGCAGUUCUACGGCCAAAAGGAACCUCCCGAGUACGACUUGUCAAAGGUCGUCACACCCACGUUCCUCUAUUGGGGAAAGGACGACUGGCUGGCCAAUCCCACAGACGUGGAGUGGUUAUCGAACCGAUUACCGGCGUCGAGCCUGAUCGGUUGUUAUCCAGCGAACUUCAGCGCUUGGAAUCAUCUGGACUUCCUCUACGGCGAGGAUGCCAAGAAUUUCGUCUAUGACAAAAUCCUUUCCAUGAUGAAACUAUUCCAGAAAUAGAAAGUACUUCCCGGCUUGGAAUUGUACAUACAGAAUCCGUAAAUAUUAUUUUUCAAUGUCAUUGAACCGGUA